AUGAAAUUUACACCAUUAUCUCAAGCCAUUAGAAUUAUUAUACAAUGUCUAUUUUCAUUUUUAAUAUUAACCGAAAUAAAAUUAGUAUUUGCAAACACAGAAACAACUAUUGUAGAAGUGCCAUCGGAUUUCCCAAUUGAUCUUAUAAAGACACGCAUUCCUAGCAUUGCUGACAAAGUAUAUCAAGAAAAAAAGGAACAGUUUAAUUAUAUCUCGUUAUUUAACACAAACCAUAUAACUAAGUCAUUCAAACUAAAUAUUGAUGGUAACAAUAAUCUUACUACGCCUUCCUAUUUUAGGGGGAAUGAUAAAAGCAAGAAAAGUAUCCAAACUUUUGAAAUCCUAGGAUACAGACCAAGACAUAAAUAUAUGAUCAAAAUAUGUUGGAGUGCUAUAUUCCCUGUAUCAAUAAGUGAUAUAACUACAAAAUUUAUUGACAAUGAUAAUGGAAAGAUGAGUUUAUUAUUAGAAUUUAGGGUUAAUCCAAGUAGUAAUAAUAUUAGAUUUGCACUAUUCUCUUCGUCGGCACAAAAAGAUGAGCAAGAACAGAUACAUGUUCCUGUUAAUAUUUCAAUAGACGAGUUAUUUUUGGGCAUACCUGUUACUCUUUAUUCUACAAUAUUAUAUUUAGUGGCUGUUGUUUUAUUUACAUCUUUCAUGUUAUAUAUAUUUCAGUAUAAAAAGAAACUGUUGUUCCAAUUUGAUAACAAUAAAGAAUAUUCGAAAACGAAAAGAUGUUAA
Saccharomycodes ludwigii is the source of this 741-nucleotide messenger RNA. It is a transcript of the gene PGA1, whose product is annotated as Pga1p. The record is from RefSeq and is a predicted model, not a curated record. Lineage: Eukaryota; Fungi; Ascomycota; Saccharomycetes; Saccharomycodales; Saccharomycodaceae. Gene Ontology annotation, molecular function: mannosyltransferase activity. Bases 1 to 741 code for a protein of 246 amino acids. The transcript has a single exon. Gene Ontology annotation, biological process: GPI anchor biosynthetic process. Gene Ontology annotation, cellular component: endoplasmic reticulum membrane; mannosyltransferase complex.